GUCGGUGGCCGGGGCCGCCGUGAGGAGACAGGGUCGUGUCGUCGUCGUCCGUCGGGGCCCCCCAUCAUGGCCGCCAACAGCCUGACCUACAACGACCAGCCCGGUGGCGGUGAGGCGGCCGAGUUGGGGCAGGAGGCCACCGCCGCCGCCGCCACUUCCUCCUCGGGGGCUUUCGGCCUCUUCAGCAGCGACUUGAAAAAAAACGAAGAUCUGAAGCAGAUGUUGGAAAGCAGCAAAGACUCGGCUAAACUGGAUGCUAUGAAACGAAUUGUUGGGAUGAUUGCUAAAGGAAAAAAUGCAUCGGAGCUCUUUCCCGCUGUCGUGAAGAAUGUGGCCAGUAAAAACAUUGAGAUCAAGAAAUUAGUGUAUGUUUAUCUGGUCCGCUAUGCUGAAGAACAGCAAGAUCUGGCUCUGUUGUCCAUCAGUACUUUUCAGCGUGCCUUGAAAGAUCCGAAUCAACUAAUUCGUGCAAGCGCUCUGAGAGUUCUCUCCAGCAUCAGAGUGCCAAUCAUUGUACCAAUCAUGAUGCUUGCUAUCAAAGAAGCUUCAGCUGAUUUAUCACCGUACGUUAGAAAGAAUGCUGCCCAUGCAAUCCAAAAAUUAUUCAGCCUUGAUCCAGAGCAGAAAGAAAUGUUAAUUGAAGUAAUCGAAAAGCUUCUGAAAGAUAAAAGCACGCUGGUCGCUGGAAGCGUUGUGAUGGCUUUCGAAGAAGUGUGCCCGGAUAGAAUAGAUCUGAUUCACAGGAACUACCGCAAGCUGUGUAAUUUGCUAGUUGACGUGGAAGAAUGGGGGCAGGUUGUUAUAAUCCACAUGCUGACACGCUACGCACGCACCCAGUUUGUGAGUCCUUGGAAGGAGGAUGAUGUUCUGGAAGAGAACAAUGAAAAGAAUUUCUACGAAUCUGAUGAUGAACAGCAAGAAUCCAGUCAGCAAGUAAAGAAGCCGUAUACCAUGGAUCCAGACCAUAGAUUGCUGAUUAGAAAUACAAAGCCUUUGUUACAGAGCAGGAAUGCUGCGGUGGUGAUGGGGGUUGCUCAGCUCUUUUGGCAUAUAGCACCUAAAUCUGAAGCUGGAAUUGUGUCCAAAUCUUUAGUGCGUUUGCUUCGCAGCAAUAGGGAGGUACAGUACAUUGUAUUGCAGAAUAUUGCCACUAUGUCUAUUCAAAGAAAGGGUAUGUUUGAACCUUACCUGAAGAGUUUCUAUGUUAGAUCAACAGAUCCAACUAUGAUCAAGAUACUGAAGUUGGAGAUCUUGACAAAUUUGGCAAAUGAAGCCAACAUAUCGACGCUGCUUCGAGAAUUUCAGACUUAUGUGAAGAGUCAGGACAAACAGUUCGCGGCAGCGACCAUUCAGGCCAUAGGCAGAUGUGCCACCAACAUCUCCGAAGUGACGGACACCUGCCUGAACGGCCUGGUUUGUUUGCUAUCCAACAGGGAUGAAAUAGUAGUUGCCGAAAGUGUGGUUGUCAUUAAGAAAUUGCUGCAGAUGCAGCCUGCCCAGCAUGGUGAUAUUAUUAAACAUAUGGCCAAGCUCUUGGACACCAUCACUGUUCCUGUGGCUAGAGCAAGUAUACUCUGGCUAAUUGGAGAAAACUGUGAGCGAGUCCCCAAGAUUGCCCCUGAUGUCUUGAGGAAGAUGGCUAAGAGUUUCACCGGUGAAGAUGACCUUGUGAAAUUGCAGAUUUUAAAUCUGGGAGCCAAACUGUAUUUAACCAACUCCAAACAGACAAAAUUGCUUACCCAGUACAUAUUAAAUCUCGGCAAGUAUGAUCAAAACUACGACAUCAGAGACCGUACAAGAUUUAUUAGGCAGCUUAUUGUUCCGAGUGAGAAGAGUGGCGCUUUAAGCAAAUAUGCCAAAAAAAUAUUUCUGGCACAAAAACCUGCCCCGUUGCUUGAGUCUCCUUUCAGAGCUAGGGAUCAUUUCCAGCUUGGCACCUUAUCUCACACUUUGAACACCAAAGCCACCGGGUACCUGGAGCUAUCUAGUUGGCCGGAGGUGGCACCCGACCCAUCGGUUCGAAAUGUAGAAGUAAUUGCAUCGGUGACAGAGAGGACAUCUGUAUUAGGCAGAGCAAAGAAAGAGAAACUUGAUGAAAAGUUUUAUUCCGAAUCUGAAGAGGAAGAAGAAGAGUCUAGCAGUAGCAGUGGCAGCGAGAGUGAAUCCGGCAGUGAAAGUGAAGUAAGCGGAAAGAAAGAUAGUAGCAGUGAAGAUAGUAGUGAAGACUCUUCAAGUGAGAGUGAGAGUGAAUCCGAAUCAGAAAACCAGAAGGGAACAGCAAAGAUGAAAUGUAAAUCUGCCCAGGAGAGUGCUUCUGACCCCGAUAAAAUGAAAAACAGAAAACUAGAAGAUUCUGGUUCCUCCAACUCUGACUCAAGCUCUGGAGAAGAAAGUUGUUCAGAUUCUGAAUCAGAUUCAGAAAGUGACCAUGAGUCCUGGAAGGUUAUCGCCAAGAAAGAACAGAAGAAAACAGGACAAGAAAAGAAAGCUCCUGGCCAAAGAGAAGUUUCUCUCCUAGACCUUGAUGAUUUUAACUCAGUAUCCACUCCCGUAGCAGUUCCCACACCAGCUUUGUCUCCACACUUGAUAGCUGAUCUAGCAGGUUUAAACUUGUCGGGCUCUUCACCUGUCAUCAAUGUCAGUACUCCCACCUUCGUACCAAUGAAAACGCAUGAACUACUUCACCGCAUGAGUGGAAAAGGAUUAGCUGCCCACUACCACUUCCCAAGGCAGCCUUGCAUUUAUGGUCAUCAAAUGGUCUCCGUACAAGUGACGUUAACCAACACCACUGACCAGAAGAUUGAAAAUAUCCACAUAGGAGAAAAGAAACUGCCAGCUGGCCUGCAGAUGCAUGUGUUUACUCCAAUAGAAUCUCUUGAUCCUGAGGCAUCUAUUACUGUUUCAAUGGGUAUUGACUUCUGUGAUUCCACUCAGACUGCCAGUUUUCAGUUAUGUACCAAGGAUAAUCACUUCAAUGUGAAUAUUCAGCCCCCCGUUGGAGAGCUGUUUUUACCUGUUGCCAUGUCCGAAAAGGAUUUUAGGAAGGAGCAAGGUUUGCUGACAGGAAUGAAUGAAACAUCGGCUACGAUCACUGCGGCCCCCCAGAAUUCUGCAGCCCCCGUGAUACUUCAGAAGGUGGUGAACAUAGCCAAUUUAGGCAUCGUCCCCUCUGGCCAAGACAACGUACUCAGAUUUGCAGCGAAAACUGUGCACAGUGGGUCACUGAUGCUGGUCACAGUGGAGCUGAAAGAAGGCUCCACAGCCCAGCUCAUCAUAAACACUGAGAAAACGGUGAUUGGUUCUGUUCUACUGCGGGAGCUGAAGCCUGUCCUGUCCCAGGGGGAACCUGCUUACAUCUGGACUUCAGAGUCUGGCACACAACAAAAGUGCCUGGCAUCCACUGCUGCUGCCUUUCAUUUAUAAUAAUAGCCCUUCCAUCUGGCAGUGGGGGAAGAACACACUCUUGACAUUCUUGUCUCCUGCUUUAGAAUGCUGGUGUGGAUCUCUCAUGGAUGCAGUUCUUUCCCUUUUUUUUUCAGCUUGCUAACCAAAGAACAUAUAUUUUGCUGUCAGUUCUCUAAACUCUUAAAUCCACGUCCCAUUUAUUCUGCCUUGCUCCUUCCUCCCCUCCUCCACUCUCUCCCUCAGCUAUAAUGGACAAAUAUCAAGUAAUUAAAGUUCAUUGGAAAUCGGCUUGCCUUCAGCAGGAAGCAGAAAUCGGGAAACUGAGCUCAGGGGUCUGGCCGGACACACCGUUGGGGCCAGUGGCUUCUUGUUUGGAAUAAAUGUAAAGACGGGAUGGGAUCUUCGAAGGGGUUGUCCUGUUCGGUGUCUCUUGGGUGUGGUAAUCAAUGUAUACAGAGGCCGGCAUUAUCAGAUAAUCUCUGAAUAGCAAAUAAAGUAGUGUUUAUGAACAGAA
Messenger RNA from Tachyglossus aculeatus (Australian echidna), 3919 nucleotides. It is a transcript of the gene AP3B1, whose product is annotated as adaptor related protein complex 3 subunit beta 1. The transcript has 27 exons. Gene Ontology annotation, biological process: intracellular protein transport; anterograde synaptic vesicle transport; vesicle-mediated transport. Gene Ontology annotation, cellular component: membrane coat; clathrin adaptor complex; AP-3 adaptor complex. The record is from RefSeq and is a predicted model, not a curated record. NCBI's taxonomy places the organism in Eukaryota, Metazoa, Chordata, Mammalia, Monotremata, Tachyglossidae. The coding region runs from base 67 to 3423 and encodes 1118 amino acids.